AUGACAUCAAACUUAGGCAAUGAUAUCAAUAAUGAUGAACAUUCACCAAUGCUUACAUCAUCGUCGUCAUCAUCGUCAUCAUCAAAUUGUUUAUCAGCAUUUAUAAAUAGUCAUACAAAUAAAAAUUCCACAAAUGAUUAUGAAAAAAUUAGUGAACGUUUUUUAACUAUAUUUUCAACAUGGGAUGAUCGUGAACAAUUAAUAUUUGUUGAAAACCUUCUCAAACGUAUGCAUAAUCAUCAACAUGGACAAAUUAAUACAUUUUUAUUACCUAUGUUACAAAGAGAUUUUAUUGGACAAUUAGCUGGACGUGGACUUGAACAUAUAGCUGAGAAAAUUCUUGGAUAUUUAGAUGAUCAAUCAUUAGUGUCAACAGAACUUGUUUGUCAUGAUUGGUAUCAUGUUAUAUCAUCAGGUAUGCUAUGGAAAAAACUUAUUGAACGUAAAGUUCUAUCAGAUUCAUUAUGGAAUGGUCUUGCUAAACGUCGUGGUUGGACGAAAUAUCUUUUUCGUCAGAUAUUAACAUCAGGCGAAAGUCAAAAAACUCAUGAAUUCUAUCGUAAUUUAUAUCCUAAAAUUUUACAUGAUAUUAAACAAAUUGAAACAAAUUGGCAUACAGGAAAAUUUCAAUUAGAAAAAAUUCAAUGUCGUUCACAAAAUAGCAAAGGUGUUUAUUGUUUACAAUAUGAUGAUGAAAAAAUUGUUAGUGGUCUUCGUGAUAAUACAAUUAAAAUUUGGGAUAGAAAAACACAUCAAUGUACAAAAGUAUUAACAGGACAUAAUGGAAGUGUUUUAUGUUUACAAUAUGAUGAAAAAAUAAUUGUUACAGGUUCAUCUGAUUCAACUGUACGUAUAUGGAAUGUUAAAACAGGAGAAUUAAUUAAUACAUUAUUACAUCAUUGUGAAGCUGUUUUACAUCUUCGUUUUUCUGAUGGUACUAUGGUAACAUGUUCAAAAGAUCGUUCAAUAGCUGUAUGGCAAAUGAAUUCACCAACAGAUAUAACUAUUCGACGUGUACUUGUUGGACAUCGAGCGGCAGUUAAUGUUGUUGAUUUCGAUGAAAAAUAUAUUGUUAGUGCUAGUGGAGAUCGAACAAUUAAAGUUUGGGAUACAACAACUUGUGAAUUUGUACGGACAUUACUUGGCCAUAAACGUGGUAUUGCUUGUUUACAAUAUCGUGAUAAAAUUGUUGUUAGUGGUUCAUCAGAUAAUACAAUUCGUAUAUGGGAUAUAGAAUGUGGUGCAUGUUUACGUAUUCUUGAAGGACACGAUGAACUUGUACGUUGUAUUCGUUUUGAUUCUAAACGAAUUGUUUCUGGAGCUUAUGAUGGAAAAAUCAAAGUUUGGGAUUUAGUAGCUGCACUUGAUCCACGUUCACAAUCAUCAUUAUGUAUAUGUACAUUAACUGAACAUACAGGACGAGUAUUUCGUUUACAAUUUGAUGAAUUUCAAAUUGUAUCAAGUUCACAUGAUGAUACAAUACUUUGUUUUAAUUUUCUUAAUGAUACAACAAUAACAGAUCAUACAACAACGAUAACAACAUCUUAA
Rotaria sp. Silwood1 is the source of this 1548-nucleotide messenger RNA. NCBI's taxonomy places the organism in Eukaryota, Metazoa, Rotifera, Eurotatoria, Philodinida, Philodinidae. The record is from the annotation of a GenBank genome assembly.